CACUCCUUCGUAUAUAAGCGACCGACUACCCCGAAAGCUAGUGGCCCUGUACUUCACAUCCAGCUUUCCCCUACCGUCUGAAGAGUCGCUUCCUCUUCGCGACUUCACGUCGUCUGUUUUGUCUCUUUGGAGAUAUUUCAGCUUCUUGUUUUGUUUACAAGAAGUUUGGUUUGGAUUACUUGUCCUUGAGAAAAAAGCGAUAAUCGCUGUAGAUUUUUUUUUUUUUACUCUGUGAUCGUUGCUCUUUUUCAGUUGAUCAUUGAGCUUUUCUUUCGUAGAAAAACAAAUUCUCAUUAUUUCAGCAGAAAUUUCACGUUUUUCCGGAUUUCUCUGCUCCUUCUGUCAGGAUUUACUCGCAGCUUCUUGCUCUGGUUCUUCUUGUACACUAGUUUUCGACAUUCGAAGCGUUUCUGCGUUGACUCGCUCGAUUGUUUGUCCCUAGGUCCUGUCCCGAUCUGUCCUAUUACUACCACUACUACUGCUAUUACUGUCUUGUCUGCAGUCGUCCAAUUCUCUCUUUGGUCGGCGAUUUAGCGUGUUUUGACUUCCGCUUCUACCCGUCACAGUUCUCUCGUAUUUCCGUCCGAACGUUUCCUCCCGCUUGAAUUAUAGCUGCCUCGUUUGUUUCUCCGUGUCCUUUUUUCUCGUUCUGUUCCCUCCUGUUUCUUUUUGCCUCUUAUUCCUUCCGUUAUUCGUAUAUCCGGUUUGGUUUUAACCUAUAGAAAAAUGACUUCUUGUUUCGUUAAACCCCACGACCAGUUGUUGGCUUCCACUGCUCGUUUGGGAGCGUUGGGUGUCGCCGUCCAGAACUCAUACCCUUCCAUUGCUCCCAACAGCACAUCUUCUGCCUCUGCAGCCUCUGCUUCUCUCUCAGACGCGGGAAAGAUCGAGCAUGAGUACCGCAGCUUCCGACUUUCUACACCUCCCUCUGCAGACCAGUCGCUUCUGGUGCCUCCACCCCGCAUGACGGACUCGGCGUCUCCUGCUAGUCCUUGGGCAAUUGAUUUCCAUCACACAGAUGCCUUGCCAGCGCCACCAGUCAAGUCGAUCAUAGCUGCUUCUGACCUGGUGCUCAACCGAGAGCAGUUGCGUACAGAGGCACCUGCAAACGUUGCCGAGCACAGCCCUCUCACCCCCAUCCGUCGCCCUCAACUUUGUCAGUUUCCUCACCGUCUCCCAUUGACCUCUUCGGUCACUUCGUUGCCGGCGUACGUUCCUCGUUACAGUGUUCAUUCAACCAUCUACAAACCAGCAACCCCAGCACCCUCCUACAGAGUGCCUGAUCCGGCAGAGUCCGAGUAUGCGCGGGCUCUCUGUGAGGACAGCGAAAUCAAUGACGAUGGUUUGCUUUUGAAGGCUGACCAGCGUUUGUGCGACUAUGCUCCCUCCGGUUCGUUCAACGGUGCGGGUCAGGAAGACGACGAGCUGUUCGAUCCGUGUUAUGGCGAUGAUGAUGACCUGGAUCCCCAUGACGGUUUGUCUUCAGCAGCAACUCUGGAUGAAGUUUCUCCCAAAUAUACAAAAAUGCUUGCUGCCCAAGCAGCUGAGCUUCUCUCUUCGCUCGGAAGUGAGCAACAGGAGGAUGAGAAGUUCAAGAACUCUAAAUUCUUAGCCUUUCUCGCGGAUGUGCGGGACGAAAAGGUUUCGUUUGAAAAGUAGCCAUCGACAAGUUUGGCUCGACAAAGACUGCAUGCUUCUUCUACUGCUUCCACUGUAGCCAAUACAGGUUCGUGCGAUUUUAAUUCUUCGGUGGUUUUCAUACUCUGCCUUUUAUUGUUUAAUAACGAAGUCUGUCUUGUCUUGCGUAGCUGUUAGUAGCAUAUGCACUGUCCCGCGUCUUGUUGCCCCGUGUAUGCUUUCUACCAUCAUAUCAAAAGAAAAAAAAACGCCGAUGUCGGUUAGUCAUUGCGUCGACACACUCUUUGAAUUUGCUUACCAAGUCCUGAUACUGCAAUUCAACUGCUCCCCUCUUAUCUUCUUCGUUUUUAAUAUUUAUUAGCCUACGUCGUUCUGUUUUCCGUUUUAGCUAUGAUACUCUUCUUUCUUCUGUGUUGUUAGUGAA
Molecule: messenger RNA, 2062 nt
Organism: Schizosaccharomyces japonicus yFS275
Lineage: Eukaryota; Fungi; Ascomycota; Schizosaccharomycetes; Schizosaccharomycetales; Schizosaccharomycetaceae
Exons: 1
Coding region: 727-1659 (310 amino acids)
Source: RefSeq, a predicted model, not a curated record